Messenger RNA from Dendrobium catenatum, 429 nucleotides. Its product is annotated as signal recognition particle 54 kDa protein 2-like. The annotation marks the transcript as partial. The transcript is spliced from 3 exons. Gene Ontology annotation, cellular component: cytosol; signal recognition particle, endoplasmic reticulum targeting. Lineage: Eukaryota; Viridiplantae; Streptophyta; Magnoliopsida; Asparagales; Orchidaceae. Gene Ontology annotation, biological process: SRP-dependent cotranslational protein targeting to membrane; SRP-dependent cotranslational protein targeting to membrane, translocation. The record is from RefSeq and is a predicted model, not a curated record. Gene Ontology annotation, molecular function: GTPase activity; 7S RNA binding; endoplasmic reticulum signal sequence receptor activity.
AUUGUCACUUCAAGUUAAAUGUUCACAUAAACCUAAUACCCUUUCUUGUCUAUGUGCAGAGUUGCAGCAACAAAAAGUCCCGUCAUAUUCAUUGGAACUGGAGAGCAUAUGGAUGAAUUUGAAGUUUUUGAUGUUAAACCAUUUGUUAGCCGCCUUUUAGGCAUGGGUGAUUGGUCUGGCUUCAUGGAUAAAAUUCAGGAAGUUGUACCAACUGAUCAACAACCAGAGCUUCUUCAAAAGCUCUCUGAAGGAAGUUUUACCCUUAGACUCAUGUAUGAGCAAUUCCAGAACAUACUUAAAAUGGGUCCAAUAGGCCAGGUGUUCUCCAUGUUACCUGGAUUUAGUGCAGAGGUGAUGCCCAAGGGUCAUGAAAAAGAAAGUCAGGCCAAGAUCAAACGCUAUAUGACAAUGAUGGACUCCAUGACUAAU